AAAAACAAAAAUGCUAAUAGCAAGAGAAAAGUAAUAAGAGACGUGAACGCGAAGAUAAGCAACGGAUAAACCGAUUCGAAGAAAAUCCAGAAGUAAAAGGGAAACAAAAGGCAAACAAUGGCAGUCCUUUCGUCUUCUCUAAAUCUUCCCAUUUCGUCGCCCAUUACUUCUCCAAAUUGCAGUUAUUACCUCAAUUCCUCAACUCUCUUUCACCAACCUCCUUCUCGUCGGUUUCACAUCAGACCACUUGCAGCUUCACACGUCUGUUCGCCACACGAAGUCGACAAAUCGUCGCUGAUAAUCACCGAAGCAGAGGCGGAGGAUGAGCUCUGGGCCGCCUCCCGCCUCCGUGUCCGUUCCUUCUACCAGUUCGAGCCGUCCACUUUUGGCAUCCAAGAUCAUAAAAAGUACUUGGCGGAGCGCGAGUUUGAAGCAGUAAAGGAGCGUAUUUCUGGCAAGAGGACAGGCUUUAACAGAGUUUCUUGCAUAAAUGCAACCCUUCCAGUAUCACAAUUAUCAGGAUUGUAUCAAGAGUUAGGCGCUGAAUGUAAGUUUAAUAGCAAUGGACAAGAUCGAGCAGUAGUGGCAACCCUUGAUCUUAAUCAAUGUCUAAGACUACCGGAUGAAAUAACUGGAAAGAAACCUGAGGGGAUUGGAGCUGAUUUUGCAAGGGCAUACCUGAGCAACGUAUGUGUUGCCAACGAACUGCAGAGACAAGGCCUGGGUUAUAAACUUGUUGCAAAGUCAAAAAUCGUAGCUCAAGGAUGGGGUGAGAACACAUCACUUUUGGCAUAACAGACCUAUAUGUCCAUGUGGCUGUUGAUAAUGAACCAGCAAAGAAGUUAUACACAAAGAGUGGUUUCAUAUACGAAAACGAUGAGCCUGCAUGGCAAGCAAGAUUUCUUGAACGGCCGCGCAGGCUUCUACUAUGGAUAAGUCUUGCUGGUGCACAGGAACUGUAAUGGUACAGUACCAAUGUAUCCUGUAUUUUCUUGUGCACCCACCUUUUUAUUCUUUACGUGUCUAUAGAUUCUCUAGCACCAAACAUAGUGCCUCUCUUUUUUUAAACUAUAACUUGUAAAGUGAAAUUAUAACCAUUUUUAGCAUGAAAAUAAUGGUUAACACUGUCAGUCUGUUCAUUGCAGUACUUGAUUUGAUGAAA
This is a messenger RNA of Jatropha curcas, 1162 nucleotides long. Its product is annotated as Acyl-CoA N-acyltransferases (NAT) superfamily protein. Gene Ontology annotation, molecular function: acyltransferase activity, transferring groups other than amino-acyl groups. Gene Ontology annotation, cellular component: chloroplast. Lineage: Eukaryota; Viridiplantae; Streptophyta; Magnoliopsida; Malpighiales; Euphorbiaceae. The record is from RefSeq and is a predicted model, not a curated record.